AUGCAAAAAAUGCCUGAGGAACUUAAGGAAAAACGUCCGGUAGACCAGCAAGCAUCUGUAGAAACUGCUGAAAGAAAGAAUCAUAAGCGUCGGAGGAGAAACUACGACGAUUACGACGUGCAAGUGGACAAGGAUAACUCUACUGACAAGGACAAAGCUACGAAAGUUACCGAAAAUGGCGAAGAAGAUAAUGAAGAGAGCGACAUUGAUGAUGAGAAAUUGGAUAUGAUAGAAUCUAAGGAGGAUGAGGAAGAUGAUGACCUCGCAGAAAUUGAUUCUGCCAAUAUAAUUUCCGGUGGUCGUCGUACAAGGGGUAAAGUAAUUGACUACAGGAAGACCGCAGAAGAACUCGCAAAGGAAAAUGGCGGCGCGUUAAGUACCGAUAGUUCAGACAGCGCAUCUCCGGAGACAGCAAAGGAUGCUGCAGCUGAAGGAGAUGAAGAAGAGGAAGACGAUGAGGAAGACGACGAUGCUGAAUACGAAGCAUCUGCCGCUGGAGGCAAAUGA
Messenger RNA from Eremothecium sinecaudum, 507 nucleotides. It is a transcript of the gene CHZ1, whose product is annotated as Chz1p. The transcript has a single exon. NCBI's taxonomy places the organism in Eukaryota, Fungi, Ascomycota, Saccharomycetes, Saccharomycetales, Saccharomycetaceae. The coding region runs from base 1 to 507 and encodes 168 amino acids. The record is from RefSeq and is a predicted model, not a curated record.